AAAUGAAAAGCUAUUUGGUGAUGGAUAUGAAGAGCACAUUCGAGAGGGAGGACCGUGCGUGUUGAAAUGUCAGCAAAAGGAAGAAGGGGGAAGUCCAAGCACUGAGCAGCCACAGGAAGCUUUACCCACUUUUGACCCACAUCGAGCGCAAGUGCACCUCCUCCCACUGCAUUAACGCUGCUGCUGCUGCCUUUACAGACACCAAAGCUCUCAGCAUGAUGUUGUGGACACCACAUUUUGGACUAUAAACUUUUUUGUUGUUGUUUGUUAUUUAGUUUUCAGGACCGUCAUGGAAUACUGGAGGCAGUGCGCCCUGUGGCUGAUCGGCUGCAAGGUGCUGCCGGUCAACCAUCGGGUCACUGCGGACUCGGCGCAUGUCUUCGACCUGGCGCAAACUCUGCGGGACGGCGUGCUGCUGUGUCAGCUGCUCAACAACCUGAGGGCCCGCAGCCUCGACCUGAAGGCCAUCAACCUCAGGCCGCAGAUGUCUCAGUUCCUGUGCUUGAAGAACAUUCGCACCUUCUUGACGUGUUGCUGCAACGAGUUCGGCAUGAAGAAGAGCGACCUGUUCGAGGCCUUCGACCUGUUUGACAUGCGGGACUUUGGAAAGGUCAUGGACACGCUCUCCAAGCUCUCCAACACAGCAAUGGCACUGCAAGGAGGAUUCAAGCCUUUUCCCACAGAAAUAAUCCUAAAAGAUGAGGACAUUUACAACCACCUGGAAGACCUAAUGGAUGAAAACACCAUGGAGGAUGAGGACGACUUGUACGCGGUGGUGUACGGGCUGGAAGAAGACUACGCGGGCGGGGAGAUUUAUGAGGACCUUAUGAGGACCGAACAGCAGAAGGCGAUCGAGUCAGACGUUCGAAGCUGCUGCCUCUCUGAGAUCAAACAGACGGAGGAGAAGUACACGGAGACGUUGGAAUCCAUCGAGAAGUAUUUCCUCAACCCUCUGAAGAGGUUUUUCUCCGCGGCUGAAAUGGACAAAGUUUUUGUCAACAUUCCAGACUUGGUGAAGGUUCACAAGAGCCUGAUGGUGGACGUUCAAGACUCCAUCCUGAACAAGAACGCUUUGAAUCUCUACCAAAUUUUCAUUAGCUACAAAGAGAGACUUCUCAUCUACAGCAUCUACUGCAGCCGGGUGGAGAUUGCCAUCGCAGUCCUGGACCUCAUCUGCAAAGAGAAGGAAGACGUCCGCCUCAAGUUGGAGGAGUGUUCCAAGAGGGCCAACAAUGGCAAGUUCACCCUGAGGGACCUGCUGGUGGUCCCCAUGCAGAGAGUCCUCAAGUACCACCUUCUCCUCCAGGAGCUCGUCAAGCACACUCCCAACGCUGUGGACAAGACCAACCUGCAGAUGGCGCUGUACGCCAUGAAGGACUUGGCGCAGUUUGUCAAUGAAGUCAAGAGAGAUAACGAGACUCUGCGUGAGAUGGACCAGUACCAGCGCUCCAUUGAGAACCUGAACCAGUCCCUGUUCAGCUACGGUCGUCCAAGAGGAGACGGGGAAGUGCGCAUCGUGUCCAACUUUGACAAGAGGAAACAGGACAGACACAUAUUUCUGUUUGACGUGGCCGCCUUGGUCUGCAAGCGACGCGGCGAUAACUACGAGAUGAAGGACGUCCUCGACCUCAACGUCUUCAAGAUCACUGACAACCCCACCUCGGACAAGGAGGGCAAGAAGUGGUGUUACAGCUUCUACGUGACGCACCAGCAGGGCCACACCGGCUUUGAAUUCUUCUUAAAGACCAGAGAGCUGAAGAAGAAAUGGCUGGAUCAGUUUGAAGCGGUUGUCUCCAACAUCCGACCUGAAUUUGCCAACCACAACGACCACCAGUUCAAGAUGCACACCUUUGACAGGAUUUUUUCGUGCAGCUUCUGUCAUCUCCUGCUAAGGGGGAUCUUCAACCAGGGCUACCUGUGCUUAAAAUGUGGACUUGCAGUCCACAAGGAGUGUUUAGGUCAGCUGGGACUCUGCAGGAGGACGGAAUCUUCCAAGCUGAGGUCCAAGGAGAGCACAACGCUUCCAGACCCAGGUCUGCCCCGGAUGCUGGUGAUCAGAGACUACCACGGCGCCCCCUGUCCGCCGUGCGGCCCCCCGCUGUGCGCUCGCACGGGCGACGUGAUCGGCCUGAUGUUCGCCGACUUGCACAGCUCCUGGUGGCAGGGCAAAAUCCUGGCAAGCGGCAAGAUUGGCUUCUUUCCAAGCGACGCUGUGAGGCCUUCCCCCUGUCUCCCGAAGCCCGUGGAUUACUCGGCACAGCUCUGGUUUGCAGGGCCGAUGGAGAGGUACCAGGCCGAGGUGGAGCUUCAGGACCAAGGAAACAGCACCUAUCUGGUUCGGCACAGGAGUAAAGAGUGCACAGAGUACGCCAUCAGUAUAAAGUUCAACGACAGAGUCAAGCACAUUAAGAUUCUGACCAAGGAUGGCUGCUUCUACCUCGAAGAGAGUCGACUCUUCAAGACCGUGCUGGACUUGGUGGAAUACUACAAGCAGCACUCGUUAAAAGAAGGCUUCAGCAGUCUCGACACCACUCUGCGGGUCCCUUACCGGGAAUUCAACAACGAAAACUCGCCUUGGGCCGUGACCAAGACCGGCAGCGUGUUUUGUCCCAGGGUCGUGUCUGUCGCUGUGGCUCGCUACGACUUCCACUCCAGAGACACGUGGGAGCUGCCGCUACUGCAGGGAGACGUGGUCCAAAUCCACACCAAGACGUCCAACGGCUGGUGGAAGGGAGAGGUCGGCGGCAGAGUGGGCUGGUUUCCUUCUACUUUCGUAGAAGAGGACUGACUUCGCUGACUUGGACUUCGACGUCCAUGUGACCUCCACCACAGCAGGGCGCCGUGGCCGCGCUGUCGCUGCUCCUUCGCCACGUCGGCGUGACGUCGCUCAGAGAACACUGACAGGAAACGCUCUCCAGAACCUUCCUCCCCGCCUUCUGACGGACGCGGAGCACAUGUCGAGUCGAGGAUUCCGGAAGCAUCGUUCGACAAGUGCUUCGGUGUUCAGACUGCCGUCCUCCCCUCACUCCCUCGCCUCCUUCCUAGGUGACUCACCUCGUCUUAUUAUUGAUGAUGACUCAGUGACAGUCGCCCUCGCCGUGGCCAUAUUUGGGUUGGCUGACAAACUGGAGGUCCAACGCGCUCCAUUGUGGUGUGAAUAAACGUGUUAUCGGUAUUUACACGAUACAGCCUGACCCCACAGGAAGUGCCAAAAAUGACGCAGGAUUUGAGUUUGAGGCCAAAAGUCACCACAUUCUUCAUUUUGGUUCACUUCAAAGGCGUUAGUUUGAUGGCCUUUUCUGGACUAGGAACAGAAAAGUGUCUUCUUGACCAAACCGUUCCUUCCCCCGUUUGUUUGCUAGUAAUCAGGAAUACAUAAAAACUUAAUAAUAAUAAUAAUAAUAAUAAUCGAUUUUAUUUGUAAAAAGCACUUUACAUUGAGCAAACAACCUCAAAGUGCUACCGUGUAUUAAAAAAAUAAAUAAAAAGAGAAUAAAAAUAAAUAAAAAUGAAAACUUGAACAGCCAAAUAGCUAGAACUAGUAUGCAUAUAUAUAUAUAUAUAUAUACAUAUAUAAAUAUAAAAAAGGCUUUUUUAAAAAGAAGGGUUUUUAAGCCUUUUUUAAAAGCAUCCACAGUCUGUGGUGCCCUCAGGUGGUCAGGGAGAGCGUUCCACAGACUGGGAGCGGCAAAAAUAAAAACUAGAACAGCCUAAUAGUUAGAACAGUGGUUCUUACCUGGGUUCGAUUGAACCCUAGGGGUUCGGUGAGUCGGCCUCAGGGGUUCGGCAGAGGUCAAGUCACACCCGACUCAUCGUGUGAAUAAAAAACUUCUCCCUAUCGGCGCACUAUGGAUACCCCCAAAUAAUAUUCCCUCUAAUUUUCUAUCUGAUUUACAGGUGUGUCAUUUGUUGUGAGUUCAUGUACUGUGUUGGUUUUGUUCUUUGAACAAGGUGAUGUUCAUGCACUUUUUUUAUAAAAACAUAUGACUUUGUUUUGAAUUUGAAAAUGUUUAUUUUUUUUAUUUUUCCAAGAAAGAAGGGUUUGGUGAAUGCGCAUAUGAAACCGGUGGGGUUC
Entelurus aequoreus (snake pipefish) is the source of this 4075-nucleotide messenger RNA. RefSeq names its product guanine nucleotide exchange factor VAV3-like. The transcript has 27 exons. The record is from RefSeq and is a predicted model, not a curated record. Gene Ontology annotation, cellular component: plasma membrane; cytoplasm. Gene Ontology annotation, biological process: intracellular signal transduction; cell migration; regulation of GTPase activity. Gene Ontology annotation, molecular function: protein binding; guanyl-nucleotide exchange factor activity. Bases 290 to 2788 code for a protein of 832 amino acids. Lineage: Eukaryota; Metazoa; Chordata; Actinopteri; Syngnathiformes; Syngnathidae.